This is a messenger RNA of Daldinia caldariorum, 1043 nucleotides long. RefSeq lists its product as uncharacterized. The record is from RefSeq and is a predicted model, not a curated record. Lineage: Eukaryota; Fungi; Ascomycota; Sordariomycetes; Xylariales; Hypoxylaceae. The transcript is spliced from 3 exons. Bases 230 to 862 code for a protein of 210 amino acids.
ACCCCAUUCGUUGAUUGUAACCUCUCCAUCAGGUACGAAUAACAAUCUCCCUUAUUUAGGGAGGCACUUAUAAUUGUCCCCUUAGCGCAUGGAAUUAUCGAUCGAUUCUCCAAGGCACGACGAGAAGAAAACCAGUCAUUGGCGUUUUGCAGAUACCCAGGACAAUUUAUCCGGCAGCGACGGAUCUUGGGUAUGAUAGGCUAAGACACGUCGCCGCAGGGGGCCUGAAAUGCCCGGGUCUUUGGCCCUCAGAAUGCUUAUCAACCCGGGAGAAAGUGACCGGAUCUUCGACAAGCGCUGGAUUGCGAAUCGAGAAGCUAGGAUUCGAUGCCAUGCAACUGACUACCAUGAUCUCCAAGAUAUCAUAAAUCUCGGUUUUUUUCCCGUCCUCUUUCAACUAUCGUCGAUAUAUGCGGGCCUAUUGAAUUGCCGUCCAAAGUCACCCACAGCAUUCCCGACCUUCCUUGACUUCCAUCGGCUCCUUUGGCUUGGCGCAUAUAUCGAAGCUUAUACGAGUAGGAACCGUUGGGGCGGGGAGGAAAAUGCCGUGAAAUGCUUCUUUUGGGGCUCGAGAAGCGGGCGUACUACCACCUGCUCUAUUGGAUUAGUUCCUCCGCCCCUAUCAUUGCGCGUUGUUACCAUCGCUGGUCACCUUAAGCUCAAGCUCUCUCGGAAAGACCCCGUACUUCCCGACAGCAUACGUCGAGAUAAACGAGUGAUUAUGCCACCUAUCAAAACUGCGUCGACGUAUGUGAGCCAAAGACGGCGAUUAAUCAGCGUCCUCGAUCGGCAGGUCCUGGAGAGCCUUGCCAUCUUGAUCUACGCUCAGCAUUCCCCCCUCUCAUCGCCUGAGAAGUGGUAGAUAGCAACUGGUUAGCUCUAAGAGGACAGCAGCCGACUCAAUUCACCUUAACGGCUGUCAUAUCAUAAACAUCCGAGCCUAUUCGUCCCCUCGGGGCGUAUUAAAUCGCCGUAGAAACUUUACUUCUUCCUAUUGCAGCAGUUAAUUGAAUGCAAGAUCUAAUAGUAGUAAUUAUACUAGG